ACUCCGUGUUUACAAUUCUGACUUUAAAUCUGAAUAUCCAUUUUUCUCAAUCGCAAUGCAAUCGUCCUUUGUCCAUCCUUUCUAUAACUGGCCUACCAUACCGAAAAUCUUUUCGGUUGAAUAUUUGCGUGAGGAACAUGACAGCCUGAUCUUAACCGGUCCGGAUAUAAGGACUUGGAUAGUCGGGUGCAGUAGUAAAGUGCAUCGUAUAGGAUCAAUCAGGCGAAGAUUCAAUGUCGGAUGGAGAAUAUUCGCGCAAGACAAUUGCUUGGCGGCCGGUGAUGUAUGCACAUUUGAAAUGAUAAAUGCUGCAAAAAUUACACUGCGAGUAACCAUUUCUCGAAACAUUGCGAAUUUUGGCUCGUCGCACGCCUGAAUCAAAAUGCUGGUCGAAAUGUAGUAUCGAAUCUGCAAGCAAGAGAUGCUUCUGCUGAAACUAAUUAACCAUUUUCUUUAGUAUCGAAUCUGCAAGCAAGAAAUGCUUCUGUAGAAAUGUAGUAUCGAAUCUGCAAGCAA
Messenger RNA from Mercurialis annua (annual mercury), 516 nucleotides. RefSeq names its product B3 domain-containing protein Os01g0723500-like. Bases 56 to 376 code for a protein of 106 amino acids. NCBI's taxonomy places the organism in Eukaryota, Viridiplantae, Streptophyta, Magnoliopsida, Malpighiales, Euphorbiaceae. Gene Ontology annotation, molecular function: DNA binding. The record is from RefSeq and is a predicted model, not a curated record. The transcript has 3 exons.